UCCCAUAAUACAUUACACUGCGGCGGGGAUACCUUUCUAUUCUCUAUUCUUCCUCCGCGUUUCUCCAAUCAAUAAAACGCACAAAACGUUUGAAACCAAUUUCGUCUUUUCCCUGCUUCCUUCCUUCCUUCCUAAUUGCUUCAUAAUUAUCCUUAAUCCUUGUCAUUAUCGUGGUUAUUAGUCUCCCAACUUAACUUAUUACAUAUAAUCUCUUCUCUUUUCUCUUGAUCUUGAAUCACGUCCCCUCUGCCUAGCCACAGCCAGAAAGAAAGGAUCAAGGAGGAGGAUUCGAUAUUUUGUUCAGAAAUUGAGAUUUGAGGUGUUGUGGGUUGUUGUUGUUCUGUUCCGUGGCUCUCCCACAAUUUCAAGUCGCCAUCACAUUCAAAGCAAAAUCUUCGACCCUACCCCAGGUAUAACUCUAUAAAUUAUUGCAACUACUACUGCUAGUAGUAGUAAACUAGAGAGAAGACGAGAAAAGCUGAGCUAGAAGAAGAAAGAAGAGGGCGAAGAAGAUCAAGUCUGUCUCCUUACAUUGGGUAUACAACACGUCGCUUGCGGGCGGAGGUUUGAGGUUUCCCCUUCCGUUUCAGUUUCCGUGAACGUUACGACUGCAUUCUCCCAAAGUGAGAAGCCUUCCUUUCUUCAUAAAGGUAACGUCUUUGAAAUUCGGGACAACCCAAGUUUUUGUUUUCGUCUGUCUCUCUUUCUUCUCUCCGCUGCCAGCCUCUGCAGCUUCUUCUCCUAUGUUGGUUAGUCCGAUUUCCCCUCCUGAGUUUCUUGGUGACGAUCGUGAUUUCCCCCCAAAUGCUUAUCUGGGUUUGUUUUCCCUUACGCAUGUUUACUUUGUUUUGAUUUAUGAGCUGGGCUUUCUUUCUUCUGUUACAAUUCAUCUGUUGUUUUUGUGUUCUUCUCUGGGUUUUCUGGACGGUGUUAGAAGUGUGGGGUUUUGGCAUUGUUGCCUUUCGAUCUGGGUUUCGCUGUUGUUUCUUUCUUAGAAUCAGUUUGACUCUGUGGCCUUGGUUCAAAUUCCAGAACUAUUGCUUGUUAGAAACUAGUCCUGUUUUUAGUUCAUCGAACAUGUGGCAACUUCAUUGACUUUGAUUUGCGUGGAUGUUUCUUUGCAUUUCUCCAUUGCCGGUUUAUUGAUCUGUUAACUGCCAGGCUAGUCUGUCUGAUCCGCAAUCAGGAAUGCCAUUCUCCAUUCAAUUAGAGCCAUGCUGUAAUUAAGAUCCCCGGUACAUGUUGUUGAUUGGAAAUCAACACCGGGUUUGUAGUUCUUCUUCCAAGCAGUUAUAGUAAUCCACAUAUGCAUGGGUUCUAAAUCCCCAUUUGCCGUCUCUAUACUAUAAGACUAGAUUAUAGUCUUAUCUCUUAUCAGAUGCCUUGUUUAUACAUCAAAAGAAUGAGUUUAUCCAUUCAUAAUUUGGUUCCUUCACCAAUAUAUCACUGCAUCCGUUCAUGGGCUAAUUAUGACGCUUUUUUUGUUGUUGUGCCCAGAUCUAUCAGCAGUGUGUGUUUCCACACCUGGCUAUCCACUACCCUGCAGCUUUUAUGCCAGAACACCACCUGGGCAUGCGGCAAAAUGUGCUGGAAGUCUGAUAACUCGUUUCAAACCUGUGAAAUUCAUUCUUCGUUCUGGUUUUUACUCUGUGGAAUUAGUUUAAAAGCAGCUAGUUGUUUCUCACUUGACAAGAACCAGUUGAUCAUUGACACAUGCCUUUCUGAAGCAUGUCAUCAGUGAAGGUGGACGAGUUCUCAGAUUUCUGAGGCUCCUUGUCUAUAAAGUUUGUAUAUACUUACUACUACCGGUUAAGCACAGCCUACAUAUACUAGAAAUGGAAAACAAAGACAGAGUCCUGUUGGAGAGGUAUGAAGUUGGGAGAUUAUUAGGCCAAGGAAAUUUUGGCAAAGUUCAUCAUGCAAGAGACCUUAAAACUGGCCAAAGUGUGGCCAUUAAGGUCAUCGACAAAGAAAAGGCUCUGAAAGCUGGGCUGACUAACAACAUCAAGCGAGAGAUAUCAGUCAUGAGACGAGUCAAACACUUAAAUGUGUUGCAGCUCUACGAAGUCAUGGCUUCCAAAACAAAGAUUUACUUUGUUAUCGAGUAUGCUAAAGGUGGCGAGCUCUUCAACAAGGUGGCCAAAGGAAGGUUAAAAGAAGAUGCAGCUAGGAAGUAUUUUCGGCAGCUGAUCAAUGCAGUUGAAUUUUGCCAUGGCAAAGGUGUGUUCCACAGGGAUUUGAAGCCCGAGAACUUGCUAUUAGAUGGGAAUGGAGUCCUCAAAGUGUCAGAUUUCGGGCUGAGUGCUCUUGUCGAAUCCAAGUGCCAAGAUGGCUUACUACGUACAACUUGUGGAACCCCUUCGUAUGUUGCUCCUGAGGUUAUCUAUGGACGAGGUUAUGAUGGCGUGAAAGCUGACAUCUGGUCUUGUGGGGUGAUUUUGUAUGUCAUGCUUGCUGGCUAUCUCCCAUUCCAUGAUGCCAAUGUGAUUGUUAUGUACAGGAAAGCCAGCAAUGCCGAUUACAAGUUACCAACAUGGUUUGCACCCGAAGUAUGUCGCUUGCUCUCAAGGAUGCUUGACCCUAACCCGGUUACUCGAACCACCAUCUCAGAAAUCAUGGAGGAUCCAUGGUUCAGAAAAAAGCCUGAAUCCCAAUCGGUGUGCUUGAAGAAUGAUUUCACACGUAACAUCCCUCGCGAAAUCGGUGGUGAAGAAGGGAAAGGUGAAGAGUUGCGGAAACCCACCAGGUUGAAUGCAUUUGACAUCAUCUCUUGUUCAAAUGGGCUAAACUUGUCUGGUUUGUUUGCUGAGAGUAAUCAGAACAAAGAAGCCCUGAAGUUUGUGUCGUUGCAGUCUGCAUCGACUAUAAUGUCAAAGCUGGAAGACAUGGCCACACAUCUGAAGCUGCAGGUUAAGAAGAGAGAUAGAGGGUUGCUGAUACUGGAGGCAUCGGUUGAAGGUAGAAGGCCUUUAUCCAUAGAUGCUGAGGUUUUUGAGUUAACUCCUUUCUGUCACCUGGUGGAGCUGAAAAGUUGUGGUGGGGAUCCCAAAGAACACUGGCCCAUUGUAGAGAAGCAACUAAGGGAAGAUCUCAGGGACAUUGUUUGGGCAUGGAGUGACGGUAGGCAGCGUAUGAAUUCUGCCUAGCUAACGAUUGCUCCAUUCCGCCAUUAGCUUAAUUAAUGCAAGUUUGAAGCUCUCUGUGAAAGUCUCAAUUCCUUUAUUCUCUUGUACCUAGCCGCUAGAAUAUUUUGAAAACACAUGUGUAUAAAAAUUACAUACAUCCAUUAGUAUAUAUAUACAAGCCACCUUUCUUUCAAUUAUAUAGUUCUUUCGACUAACUGAAGCUCCCAACUUUGCCCUUCAAGAUCAUCACUAUUAGACGACGAUCAACUCGGGCGAGGAAGAGAAAUUCUAUGUUUUCCCUAUGAAUAGGAGCAAAUUCUCUCCCAAGGAAAUCAUCAUUAUUUCUAUUGUCUAAGCAGUGCCGGAACCCAAUUUCCUCUACCUCCUCUGACGAGUGACAACGAAGACUCUCAUCAUGAGAAUUUGUAAUUAAUAAUUAAUCUUUUUAAUCUUG
Messenger RNA from Linum trigynum, 3579 nucleotides. Lineage: Eukaryota; Viridiplantae; Streptophyta; Magnoliopsida; Malpighiales; Linaceae. The record is from the annotation of a GenBank genome assembly.